Molecule: messenger RNA, 3202 nt
Organism: Etheostoma cragini (Arkansas darter)
Lineage: Eukaryota; Metazoa; Chordata; Actinopteri; Perciformes; Percidae
Gene: dnm3b
Product: dynamin 3b
Exons: 20
Coding region: 69-2570 (833 amino acids)
Cellular component (GO): membrane; cytoplasm; microtubule
Molecular function (GO): microtubule binding; GTPase activity; GTP binding
Source: RefSeq, a predicted model, not a curated record
CCCCCCCAUUCCCUUCCUCUCUCUCCAUUUCCAUUCGCUGAUUCCGAUUCCACCCGACUAAAGGCACCAUGGGAAACCGUGGCAUGGAGGAGCUGAUCCCGCUGGUCAACAAGCUGCAGGAUGCCUUCAGCUCCAUCGGUCAGGCUUGCAACCUGGACCUGCCGCAGAUCGCAGUGGUCGGCGGCCAGAGUGCAGGAAAGAGCUCAGUGCUGGAGAACUUUGUAGGCAGGGACUUUCUGCCCCGUGGAUCUGGUAUUGUCACCCGCAGGCCCCUGGUUCUGCAGCUUAUCAGCGCCACUGCAGAAUGGGCUGAAUUCCUCCAUUGCAAAGGGAAGAAGUUUACAGACUUCGAUGAGGUUCGCCAGGAGAUUGAGGGAGAGACGGACCGUGUCACAGGGGCCAACAAAGGCAUAUCUCCCGUCCCCAUCAACCUGCGGGUUUACUCCCCUCACGUGCUGAACCUGACUCUCAUCGAUCUACCGGGGAUCACCAAGGUGCCAGUUGGAGACCAGCCCGUAGACAUCGAGCAGCAGAUCAGGGACAUGAUCCUGCAGUUCAUCACCAAAGAGAGCUGUUUGAUCUUGGCCGUCACUCCGGCUAACACUGACCUGGCCAACUCUGACGCUCUUAAACUGGCGAAGGAUGUGGAUCCACAGGGUCUGAGGACUAUUGGAGUAAUCACAAAACUGGAUUUGAUGGACGAGGGCACAGAUGCUCGAGACAUACUGGAGAACAAGUUGCUGCCGCUGCGAAGAGGUUAUAUUGGAGUAGUGAAUCGCAGUCAGAAGGACAUCGAUGGGAGGAAAGAUAUUAAGGCAGCUCUGGAUGCGGAAAGGAAGUUCUUCUUGUCCCACGCAUCAUACAGGCACAUGGCUGAAAAAAUGGGCACCCCACGACUGCAAAGAGUGCUCAACGAGCAAUUGACCAACCACAUCCGGGACACCCUGCCAGCUUUCCGCAGCAAGCUGCAGUCCCAGCUGUUAGCUCUGGACAAGGAGGCCGAGGAAUACCGGGGAUACCGACCCGAUGACCCGUCCCGCAAAACCAAGCAGCUGUUGCAGAUGGUGCAGCAGUUCUCUGUGGACUUUGAGAAAAGGAUUGAGGGCUCAGGGGAUCAGGUUGACACAGUUGAGCUGUCUGGUGGAGCGAAAAUCAACCGCAUCUUCCACGAGCGUUUCCCCUUUGAGCUGGUUAAGAUGGAGUGUGAUGAGAAGGAGAUGCGUCGCGAGAUCAGUUACGCCAUCAAGAACAUCCACGGUAUCAGGACGGGACUUUUCACCCCAGACAUGGCGUUUGAGGCCAUUGUGAAGAAGCAGGUCAUAAAGCUGAAGGGGCCCUGCGUCAAGUGUGUUGACAUGGUCAUCCAGGAACUGAUUAACACUGUGCGCCAGUGCUCCAGCAAGCUGGAUUGCUUCCCCAUGCUGCGCGAGGAAACUGAGAGAAUUGUGACUAGUCAUAUCCGAGACAGAGAGAGUCGGGCCAAAGACCAGGUUCUGCUGUUGAUAGACAUCCAGCUCUCUUACAUCAACACUAACCACGAAGACUUCAUUGGCUUUGCUAAUGCGCAGCAGAGGAGCAGUCAGACUAAUAAGAGCCAGAGUUCAGCAGGAAAUCAGGUCAUUCGCAAAGGCUGGCUGACCAUCAACAACAUCAGCAUCAUGAAGGGGGGAGCCAAAGAGUACUGGUUUGUGCUGACUGCCGAGAGCCUCUCCUGGUUCAAGGAUGACGAGGAGAAGGAGAAGAAGUACAUGCUCCCUCUGGACAACCUGAAAGUCCGCGAUGUGGAGAAGAGUUUCAUGUCCAGCAAGCACAUAUUCUGUAUUUUCAAUACAGAGUCAAGGAAUGUGUACAAGGACAAUCGCACCCUGGAGUUGGCCUGCGACUCUCAGGAUGAUGUGGACAGCUGGAAAUCGUCUCUUCUACGUGCCGGGGUCUAUCCUGAGAAAGUCGUGGCGGUUGAGAGUGAGACCACCACCGCCACAGAGAACUUCUCCAUGGACCCUCAGCUGGAGCGUAAAGUGGAAACCAUCCGUAACCUGGUGGACUCCUACAUGGCUAUUGUCAACAAGUGCAUCCGCGACCUCAUGCCCAAGACCAUAAUGCAUCUCAUGAUCAACAAUGUGAAAGACUUCAUCAAUGCAGAGCUUUUGGCCCAGCUGUACUCUGCAGGUGACCAGAAUGCCCUGAUGGACGAGUCUCAGGAGCAGGCCCAGAGGAGGGAUGAGGUUCUGCGGACCCACCAGGCCCUGACAGAGGCCCUGGCCAUCAUCGGUGAUAUCUCCACCUCAACCAUCACUGUCCCCAUGCCUCCGCCUGUUGACAACUCUUGGGUGGGAGGACCUGGAAGUCGCAGGUCUCCUCCAUCCAGCCCCACUGCCCCUAGGAGGAUGUCUUCAGGCCAGCGCCCGGCUCCCCGAGGGGCCCCGCCACCACCAAACCGCCCAGGACCCCUGGGGCCCUUCAAUAAUAUUGCUGACAGCCCUCAAGCCCCCAGCCGCCCUAACAGGGCCCCUCCUAGCAUCCCCAGUCGGCGGCCCCCGCCAUCUCCUACAAGACAAGCUCCACCAUAAACAUCUAAAUGGGCUUCUCAUACACUUAUCUUCCUCCCUCAUCCACUCUAUCCCUCCUCUAUUAGCCAUGGCUCUGCCAUCCUGGUAUCUCCUUAGUGCAGAGACUGAAGUCUUUGACCCCUCGACCCUCAAUUUCCUGCCAGGUGACGAUGCCCAUAUAUCUAUGUACAGUAUGGUACUUGUCUUGUGGUGUAUGUGUAUGUGCGGUUGUUGCUCGCCUGUGGUCCAAGUUUGCUUAGCAGAUCCACUACCCAGUAUCAGUCCCUGGAACCUCUCCCUCACAAACCCCUCAUCAAGUCAGCCACUACCCCCACUUGCUGCUUCUACAUGAAAAUAUGCUUAGCAGUUAUACUGCCCUACUCAUUCCAAAAUGCAGCAUGGCACAUAAGCUGCUUUUAUUGCAUGGGAGUGUGUGGAUGUAGAGUGUGUGUUUUGUGUGUUUGUAUUCAUGGGGGAGGGACUAAUUUGCCUAUAUGUAGGCUGGGUUUGAUUUAGUAUUGUGUUAAUUUAUUGUAUAAUGCCCCUUAAGUGUUAAUUAUCAGCUGAAUGUUCUCUUAGGAACAGAAGGUGUGUGUGUGUGUGUGUGUGUGUGUGUGUGUGUGUGUGUGUGUGUGUGUGUGUGUGUGUGUGUG